CAGCCAUCUGAAUGCAGCCUUCUGGGUGCAGCCAGCCAAGUAUGGCCUAUCGAAUGCGGACUUCUGAGAGCAGCCUGUUGCGUGCAGCCUUCUGAGUGUGGCUUGAUGAGCGCGGCCUGCUGAGUGCGGCCUGAUGAGUGCAGCCUUCUCAGUCCGGCCUGCCAAGUUUGGUCUUCUAAGUGAGGCCUGCCAAGUGUGACUGGUGAGAAUGGUGUGGCUCAUAGCAUUAGGCCUCAGUAUCUCACCCUCAGUAACAGAGUGACAUACUCCCUGCUAUACAUAGACUUAAAAAGAGUUGUACAAUGGUCAGCUUUGUAUUAUUUCACACCAACAGGCUGCUCCGUUUCCUAAGGCAAAUGAGAAAAUGCAUGAUUCAUUACAUAGUUAUUGCAUAUCGAUCAGAAUGAAAUUUUUUUACUUACAAGAUCAUUUUGGAUAGGUUGUGAUAUUGGACCAGUGGAGAUGCACAUGCGUGUGAUAUCUCUGUGAUGUUACCAGGGGGUGCCAUCUCCACUUCGCUUAUCUGAUGAACAUGAUAUAUUUGCGUCACGGCGUGAGCUACACUUUCUCCGCAGUCAGAGCUGCUGAACAUCAAUUAAAAGCUGGAUGAGUCUCAGAGCCCCCCCAAACUAUUCCAGAUAAAUGUUAUUUAUCUUAGCAGCAGCUUUUAUCCCAGCGCCAUUUUUUUUUUGUUUGUUUGUUUUUGUUUUUCCAGACAGUCCCUGGGGCAGCUGGGGUUAAGGGCCUCACUCAGGGGGCCAAAGGUGACAUCACACAGCUUCCUAACCCGCUGAGCCCUCCCUGCCCCCAUACUUGCAGACAGGCAGGCUUUCGCCAUGUUAUUUUCUGCCUCGUGUCUCCGCUUUACUCCUAAGUGUGUGCCGUACAGACGCCCCAACUCUGGGCCUCAUAGACAGGCCUCGCAUCUACCUGGCCCAGGUUGGGGGGUGUCAGACCAUGGUUGGGGCUUGAGUGUUUUGUAUGGUCUUGUUAAUUUGAUCCGUCCCUUCCCUGCCUGUCGUGAUGUAAUCAGGGCGGUGGCCUGUGUCUCCCGUCUCCCCCAACAGGACUUUGAGAAUGCGUUGGCCUUCCCCCCGUACCCGGGGGAGUUCCUGCACCCGGUCGUGUACGCCUGCACGUCUGUGCUGCUGCUGUGUAUGCUCACUGCCAUCGUCACCUACGUCGUACACCACAGCGCCAUCCGCAUCAGCAGGCAAGGCUGGCACGUGCUCCUUAACCUUUGCGUGCACACGGCACUGACAUUCACCGCCUUCGCCGGGGGCAUCAACCGCAUCACUUCCCCUGUCGCCUGCCAGGUGGUGGGCAUCGUGCUGCACUACUCCUCGCUGGCCAGCCUGCUGUGGUUGGGCGUCAGCGCCAGGUUCAUCUACACCCAGGUGAGCAGGGAGGCGCCCCAGGGCCCGGAUGGGGACCCCUGCUCCCCCCAGAGUCCCCCAACAGGCAUCGUGAGGUUCUACCUGGUUAGUGACGGUGUCCCGCUCCUCAUCUGCACUGUCACCGCGGCCACCAACAUCCAGAACUACGGCAGCAGCGACAGCAGCCCUUUCUGCUGGAUCGCCUGGGAGCCGAGCCUUGGCGCUUUCUACUGUCCCGUGGCGCUCGUCGUCGUGGCGACCUGCGGCUACUUCCUGUGCGCCUCCAUCCAGCUGCGGCGGCACCCCGAGCGUCGAUACGAGCUGCAGGUGACGCCAGAGGAGCGGCGGCGGCCUACGGGCGGGGCAGCGGGGCCGGGCGACGCCCCCGGUGCCACGCUAGCCAAUGAGCUUUCGCUGAGUGCGCAACUGCGCACUGCUGCCUUCACCCUGCUCCUCUUCCUCAGCACCUGGGCCUUUGGCGCACUGGCCGUGUGGCUGAGCCCCGUCCUCGACAUGGUUUUCAGUUGCUUGUACGGGGCAUCCUGUGCCAGUCUGGGCCUCUUCCUGCUCAUCCAGCACUGUGCCAAGCGUGAGGACGUCUGGCAGCGCUGGUGGGCAUGCCGCUCUGCCCCACCCCCCGCCGCUGCCCCUGCCAAGCCCAGCGCCAACGGCGACGCCCCCUCUGCCCACGCGGGCCCCCCGGCCUUACAGGCAGGCCCCUGUUGUGUGAUCCCACUGUGCCAGAGGGAGACACAGGGCGAAGUACAGACUGGCACCCCCUCCAGGCCGCCACUGCAGAGCUGUCUGAAGGACAGGGCUAAGCCACGCCCCCUCAGCAGGUACACCUACCAGGCGGCCUCGUCGAGUCUGGACAGCAGUGCUCACGGCUCAUACCCGGAGAGCCCGCAGUGCGCCCUCGAGCUGCACUCCUGCCACACGCGUGAUGCAGAUGUGUGCCACGGCAUGCAGGAGGCGCACUCGUGUCACUGCGUCCGCGACACAUUGCCGUGCUCCAGCCCAAGCGACUUGGAGGCGUGCCACGGCACAAACGAGGGCCGCAUGUGUCAUGAAGGGCUUGUAUGUGCCGGCUCACAUGAUGGACAUGCCUGUGACAGCACGUAUGAGGCACAUGCGUGUGAGUGCAUGCACCAAGGUCAUGUGUACAGAUGCAUGCGUGAAGGACACAUCUGUAACAGUGUGCACGAGGGACACACGUGUAAAUGCAUGCAUGAAGGAUACACGUGUAGAUGCACACGUGAAGGACACGCCUGUAGCAGCGUGCAUGAAGGGUGCAGCUACCACCGGCAGCAGGCGUGCCCGCAAGCGGACCCCUUCGCCAUCGUGUGCCAUGGCACCACCAGUCCCAGCUCUGCCCUCUAUGGCUACAGGAAGAUGGCCAAUAGGGAAACACUGCUUCCCCUGGAGAUGGACUCACAGAACGUGGCCACUCAGAUGCAAGCUCCCACCUACCCACCGACACAAACCAAUCAGAACAAGAGUCAGAAGGAAAACUCGAAGCAGCAGGGCCACAUACGGACCGGUCUGUGGAAGAAUGAGACCAGCGUCUGAGUCCUGGGAGGAACAAGCUGCUGAAAUCUCACUUUUAUAUUGCUCUUGUGUAUGCUGGAUCCGUUUUCUCUCUCCAUCACUGGCCUGCAUAACAUCCACAGAGUUUUAUUUUCCUAAAAGAGGAAUAGGUAAGAAGACCAAUCAUAUAAUCAAUGUUUGGACGUUUGGGGUUAGUAAAGAAGCACUGAAGGCAACUAUAAUUCUAACUUUCUAAGCAGCAAUCACUGACUUCCAUGUUUGAGACAUUUACAAAUGUUGUGAAAUUAUGGGUAUUUUAAUGGUUGAAAUAUGUAAACUAAAAUAAAAAGAUGAGGUAAAACAAUUAAUUAAAGAAAAUAAUUGCUUCUCACGAGGACCAAAAUAUAUCUCGGCUAAGGAGUCCAACCCAUCCUUUUAUUGUCGUGUCAUGUGACUGGAAUGAGCCAAUAGGAGCCGACGUUAGAGCUGAGCCGUGUAGCUUGAACCAAAGCAGGCGUGUCAUAGUCUGGAGGUGUGGAUUUUUUUUAUUAAUUUGCCAAAACACACUUUGGAAACAAAUCGCAAAACAGUGCCAAUCUUUUUUGAAUGUGAUAAAUGGGGACCCACUUGAAGCUGCGGAACUUUAAAGUGUUUUAAUUUUUCUGUGUACAGUCCUUAUUGGCAACAAUGGUGUUCAUGCUGCAAUGGACAAAUAAAUAAAUACCACAUUUUUCAUUUUUAAGCUGACGUCAUUUUAGGCUUUUCUUGUGGGGGUUAUUAUGCAUCUGAUAUGCAGCGGUGAUGACAUGUAUUCAGUCUGUAUAUCAAAGCCGCUCCGUUUAUGAAGAUAUUAAUUAAUUAAUGUGGUUAGGCGUGUCAGGACAUGGUACCCUCGCCGAUGUCGUUCGGCGGGCUGAGGCGCUUGCUUGUGCUCGUGCGUCUCACUUGUCCGGCGGGCUGAGGCGUCUGCGUGUCCUCGCGCGUGUCACUCGUCCGGCGGGUGGAGGCGCCUGCGUGUGCUCGCGCGUGUCACUCGUCCGGUGGGUCGAGGCGCCUGCGUGUGCUCGCGCGUGUCACUCGUCCGGCGGGCUGAGGCGUCUGCGUGUCCUCGCGCGUGUCACUCGUCCGGCGGGUCGAGGCGCCUGAGUGCGCUCGCGCGUGUCACUCGUCCGGCGGGCUGAGGCGUCUGCGUGUCCUCGCGCGUGUCACUCGUCCGGCGUGUCGAGGCGCCUGCGUGUCACUCAGCGCCUGCUUGGUGAGCGGCAGCCAUGGCUUCGGCGGAGCAGAGCACAGACACAGACUGCGGUAAAACUCAGUGAGCGCUGCGGCCUGUAGUCUUGUUUGAUGAUGGAUCGUUUCUGUGAAACGUCCAGCUGUGACGGUUAAUACUCUAAGCUGUUUAGAAGAGGCUGGACCGAAAUAACAAGAAAAAGGUUCCAAAGACGACAGAUGAAAGGGGCCCUGUAAUGCUGUGCGGUGUAUCAGUCUGCCUCUUUAGAGCUUGUCCUGUUUCAUUAUGAUUACGGCUCCAAAGCACCAACGCGGGGAUUAAUUAUGAAAAUAUAACGUGCCUCGUUAACACAAGGGUCAGAAAUCUCCGAGCACCUCUAAUGCGUUCCUCUAAUUUGUACAGUCAGUCCCAGCAGGUGCCUAAAACCCCAUUGAAACAGACGACACUUCCGCUUAAUUUCAGUUCAUUCAUUUAUUACCAUCUUUAAUGCAACGCCAGCCUUGAAAAUCGAUCCCUGUUUCAGUAAUCGCCUAGAAACCAGCCGUUAUGUUUUUGCUUUGUUUUGUUUUCUAAGUAUCUGACCCCAAACAUAAUGCACAAUCUCCCCUGCUCUUGGUUACGCCCCACACUUGAAGCCAUAUAUGAUGUCAGUGUGUUGAAUCCGGAGAGGACUUUCAGAGCAGUGUGCCAGUGUUCCUGUUUUUAAAUGACCCACUCAGUUUGUGCCAAAUUGUCUGUAACAUGCACCAAAGGCUCAUUUAUCACUUUGCUUUCACAUGGAAAAGUUUCUGACUAAUAUGUUUUGUAAUCACAAAUAAAGGUGUUUCCGGUGGAUCCUU
This is a messenger RNA of Paramormyrops kingsleyae, 4973 nucleotides long. The record is from RefSeq and is a predicted model, not a curated record. Lineage: Eukaryota; Metazoa; Chordata; Actinopteri; Osteoglossiformes; Mormyridae.